CAGACAGAUAUCAUCAUUCAUCAUGGGCGACUACAAACCAGACGAUAGUUUCCUCGAAACGAGACUCAAAUACAACGAAGAACGCUCAAAACGACUUCGAACCGAUGGAAACAACCAGUAUCUCGACCUCUGCUCUACCGACAACCUCAAGUCCCUCCUUCGAGACCCCUGGUCUACACCAGCAACAAACGAGAAUACACCCCUCCCUAAACACCAUCGAGUCCUCAUAGUGGGAGCAGGGUAUGGUGGUCUUCUUUUCGCUGUCCGCUUGAUCCAGUCUGGCGCCUUCACUGCAGAUGAAAUUCUCAUCGUGGACUCUGCGGGGGGUUUUGGAGGAACAUGGUACUGGAACCGAUACCCGGGGUUGAUGUGUGACACUGAGAGUUAUCUGUACAUGCCUUUGCUGGAGGAGACGGGAUACAUGCCUACGCAGAAGUACGUGCCGGGGAAUGAAUUGCGAGAGCAUGCAGAGCGUAUCGCGCAGAAAUGGGGACUGGAGGGUCGAGGUGUCUUUCAAACUGCCGUGAAGAGUCUACUCUGGGAUGAAGAGAACUUGAUCUGGAAGGCAGAUGUCCUGCAGAAUGGAGGCGAGGCAAUGGUCAACCUGACUGCGGAUUUUGUCAUCCUCGCUUCGGGGGUUGUUAAUAUCCCCAAAGUUCCCGAUUUCCCUGGGAUGGAGGAAUAUGACGGACACACCUUUCACACCUCGCGCUGGGAUUACGAUUAUACAUGCGGAUCACCUGAAGCCCCAGAAUUGACGAACCUCAAGGACAAAAGGGUGGGGAUUAUCGGUACCGGUGCUACGGCCAUUCAGGCGAUACCCCAUCUUGCCCAGUGGGCUAAAGAACUCUUCGUCUUCCAGCGUACCCCUUCAUCAGUCCAUCGACGAGACAACCGUACCACAGACGCAGAGUGGUGGGACAAGGAGGUCAAAUCCAAAGGUCCAGGAUGGCAGAGACAGCGUGCGGAGAACUUUGAUGCUUUCGUUUCCUCGAUCAUACCACCAGCAGAAGUUGACUUGGUGGAUGAUGGCUGGACUAAGCUAUCAACUUACAAUGCCCUGGUCGGGGGACCGUCGAAUUUAGAGCCAUCAUACCUGGAUACGCUACACAGCAGAGAUAUGGAAAGCCAAAACAGAGUGCGCCAGCGUGUCGACGACAUCGUCGAAAACAAAACAACAGCUGAAGCGCUCAAACCCUGGUACUCGACCUGGUGUAAACGACCCUGCUUUCACGAUGGAUACCUCCAAACCUUCAACAGGGACAACAUCACCCUCGUCGACACACAAGGCAAAGGCGUCAACCGCUUCACCAAGACCGGGGUAAUCGUCAACCCCGACAACACAGAGUACGACCUUGACCUUAUCGUCUUCAGUACCGGCUACAACAUCUCCGCACGACCCAGCCCCGCCUCGCGCGCUGAUAUUCCAAUCCUAGGCCGCAAUUCAACGACCAUGGAUCAGAAAUGGAUUCGUGGAGUCGCGACCCUGCACGGCGUCGUUACUCACGAUUUCCCGAACCUCUUCUUCCCGGGCACAAGUCAGGCUGGUGUCUCGCCUAACUUUGGAUUUGUUCUUGAUCAGCUCUCGAGUCAUGUUUCGUACAUAAUUUCCGAAGCUAUAAGGCAACAGGGUAAGAGUAAGGUUAUAAUUGAACCAUCUUCCACGGGAGAAGAAGACUGGACGAAGCUGUGCCUCGCUCAUGCCAAAGCCUUUGCAGGAAUGACCAACUGCACCCCGGGAUAUCUUAACGCAGAGGGAGGCGGAAGUGAUACCAUGUGCGCUGAGGGUAAGGUGUUGAAAGGAAGAAAGGCGGUCUUUGGGGGUGGAAUAGCAAAGUACCUUGAGAUUAUCGAGAAGUGGAGGGCGGAGGGAAAUCUCGAGGGACUGGAUGUUUAUGCUGGAUAGUCUUACCUUGGUUCCGGAUACUAUCUAUCAGUUGCAGUCCCAGACUUUGAAUUUAAUAAUUGGAUAAUCAAAUACAAAUCCCCUGAAAUGGUCA
Messenger RNA from Aspergillus wentii DTO 134E9, 2000 nucleotides. RefSeq names its product flavin-containing monooxygenase. The transcript has a single exon. The record is from RefSeq and is a predicted model, not a curated record. Bases 23 to 1906 code for a protein of 627 amino acids. Gene Ontology annotation, molecular function: oxidoreductase activity. Lineage: Eukaryota; Fungi; Ascomycota; Eurotiomycetes; Eurotiales; Aspergillaceae.